This is a messenger RNA of Opisthorchis viverrini, 504 nucleotides long. RefSeq lists its product as hypothetical. Gene Ontology annotation, molecular function: inositol phosphate phosphatase activity; acid phosphatase activity. The record is from RefSeq and is a predicted model, not a curated record. The annotation marks the transcript as partial. The transcript is spliced from 2 exons. NCBI's taxonomy places the organism in Eukaryota, Metazoa, Platyhelminthes, Trematoda, Opisthorchiida, Opisthorchiidae.
AGCUGAUUGAUGUCAAUUAGCAGACCAUUGUUGGUUCUCCUUCUCGGUGUGACGUGCGUGGAAAUUCUUGAUCCAAAUGAACACGAAAAAAUUGAUCCGUCUGGGUUCGCCACCAAAACGGCAUAUCGCUACUGUGGUCUUUCUUCGUUCGAUGAUGGGACGCUUAAGAGACUCGACUCUUGCACGCUGGUUCACAUCAACGCAAUAUAUAGACAUGGGACUCGUGCUCCUUCGUCAAAGGAUGUGCAUAGAAUUAUUGAACUCCGUGACCGGCUAAUCUCCAGUCAAGAUGCAAUGUUACCUUCUGGUUUCCAGGACUAUCUGGUUCCCUUUGUAAAGGGAAGCGAUAAGACCCUGUUACCACGAGGUUUCGAGGAACUUUAUAGCUUCGGUCGGCGGUUUCGUAGCAACCAUCCCACUUGGUUCAGGCGGCGGCCUAACGUCACGUUCUAUACCAGUUCGUCAUCGCGGGCUGUUCUCAGCGCCCGUUCAUUUUAUCAUGGU